UAUUCGGGGAAUGAAUGGAAUUGGUGAGGUGGAGUGGUGUGUGCAGGCUGGUGCUGAUCCGAGGUGCUUGUGGUAGUUCAAGACUCAGUAGAUUGCCAAGUUCGGGUCCUCGUACUGUGUGAGUGCAAGAGAGGGAGGAGGUAGGGAGGUAGGGAAAGAGAGAUAGAGAGAACAGUGGUGUUGUUUCCGUGGUGUGAUUGGAGUGUUGCUGUUGCGAAUGUGGGUUCUGUUUGAUGAUUUCUAUCUAAUUAGUGAGGAGAAGGAAACGUGCUCUAGAUAUGGGGGAGAUACGGGGACCCUGCCGUCAGCGGAAGCAUAUGUUAGGUAUUUGUGCGGCAGGUUGAAAACUAUGUGUGGUCAAGACGUUGCUGCGAAGGCGUUCUCUGGUAUGUAGUGGAGCACGCCGUGAGUCAAUUUUGGCCGUAAUGGUGUGUUUUGGCUUUACAGGUGGAGUCCUGGAGUUUCGAGAUUCUGUGAAAAUUUUCUUUUCCUAACGUCGGGCAAUUGAAGCUUUUCGGCUACCUUUCUGCUACCGGAUCUCGGAGUUGGUUCGUGCACUUGAGCCUUGGAUGCAGGAGGGGCUGCACGACAGCUAUGAUGCUAUCGCGGAUCCAAAAGAAGAUUCUUCAAACCUAAAUUUUUUGAGUAAUUUAGCAAGAUGUCGACUCCCAAGAAGACAUACUCCUCAACAAGCUCAGCAAAGUCCAAGGCGCAUAGUGUGAGGGUCGCCCAAACAACCGCAGAUGCAGCACUUCAAGCUGUGUUCGAAAAGUCCGGAGAUUCUGGAGAUUCAUUCGAUUAUUCAAAAUCUGUCAGCAAAUCAACAGCUGAGUCGCUUCCUUCAGGGGCAGUGACGGCCUACCUUCAGCGUAUGCAGAGGGGAGGUCUCACUCAAAGUUUCGGGUGUAUGAUAGCAGUUGAAGGAACAGGAUUUCGUGUGAUAGCGUACAGUGAAAAUGCACCCGAGAUUCUAGACCUGGUGCCACAGGCCGUUCCAAGCGUGGGGGAGAUGGACACGCUACGAAUCGGGACGGAUGUGAGAACGCUGUUCACAGCUUCAAGUGUCGCCUCUCUUGAGAAGGCAGCUGAAGCACAAGAAAUGAGCCUACUCAAUCCAAUCACCGUUAACUGCAGAAGAUCUGGGAAGCAAUUAUAUGCCAUUGCUCAUCGCAUUGACAUAGGUAUAGUGAUCGACUUUGAGGCAGUAAAAACAGACGAUCAUUUAGUUUCAGCUGCUGGUGCACUGCAAUCUCAUAAGCUUGCAGCCAAGGCAAUCACACGGCUUCAAGCAUUACCUGGAGGUGACAUAGGAUUGCUCUGUGACACUGUUGUCGAAGAGGUUCGGGAGCUCACUGGUUAUGACAGGGUAAUGGCUUAUAGAUUUCAUGAGGAUGAGCAUGGAGAGGUUGUGGCUGAGAUACGUCGCGCGGAUCUUGAGCCUUACUUAGGUCUUCAUUAUCCGGGCACUGAUAUUCCCCAGGCGUCCCGGUUUCUGUUUAUGAAGAACAAGGUGCGGAUAAUUGCUGAUUGUUCCGCACCUCCAGUGAAAGUUAUACAAGAUCCAACCUUGAGGCAGCCGGUCAGCUUGGCAGGUUCGACUUUACGUUCUCCUCACGGAUGCCAUGCCCAGUACAUGGGCAAUAUGGGGUCCAUUGCGUCCCUAGUCAUGGCUGUGAUCAUCAACGAUAACGAGGAAGAUUCGCAUGGCUCAGUCCAAAGAGGUAGAAAGCUAUGGGGACUUGUAGUGUGUCAUCAUACAUCUCCACGAACUGUACCGUUUCCCCUUCGGUCCGCGUGUGGGUUUUUGAUGCAGGUGUUCGGAUUACAGCUUAACAUGGAGGUCGAGUUAGCCGCUCAGCUAAGGGAAAAACAUAUUCUCAGAACUCAAACUCUACUUUGCGACAUGCUUCUUCGAGAUGCUCCUAUUGGUAUUGUUUCUCAGAUUCCAAAUAUUAUGGACCUUGUGAAAUGCGAUGGAGCUGCUCUUUAUUAUGGGAAGCGAUUCUGGCUUCUGGGUACGACUCCUACUGAGAGUCAGAUUAAAGAUAUUGCAGAAUGGUUGCUAGAAUACCACAAGGACUCAACAGGUCUGAGUACUGAUAGUUUAGCGGAUGCCAAUUAUCCAGCCGCACACCUGCUCGGGGAUGCUGUGUGUGGUAUGGCAGCUGCGAAGAUCACUGCGAAGGAUUUUCUUUUUUGGUUCAGGUCUCAUACUGCUAAAGAGAUUAAGUGGGGUGGUGCUAAACACGAUCCAGGCGAAAAGGACGAUGGUCGAAAAAUGCACCCUAGAAGCUCUUUUAAAGCCUUUUUGGAGGUCGUGAAGCGACGAAGUCUACCCUGGGAAGAUGUAGAAAUGGAUGCUAUACAUUCUCUUCAGCUCAUUCUGCGUGGAUCCUUUCAAGAUAUUGAUGACAGCGAUACGAAGACUAUGAUUCAUGCACGCCUGAAUGACUUGAAGCUUCAUGACAUGGAUGAGCUCAGCGUAGUGGCGAAUGAAAUGGUACGCUUGAUAGAAACUGCAACUGCUCCGAUACUGGCAGUUGAUUCAAACGGGAUGAUCAAUGGCUGGAAUGCAAAAAUAGCCCAGGUAACAGGACUUCCCGUUAGUGAGGCCAUGGGUAGAUCCUUGGUGAAAGAUCUCGUUACGGAUGAGUCAGUGGCGGUUGUCGAGAGAUUACUUUAUCUGGCACUGCGAGGUGAGGAAGAACAGAAUGUGGAAAUCAAGUUGAAGACCUUUGGCACUCAGACUGAAAAAGGAGUGGUUAUUCUGAUUGUUAACGCCUGCUCGAGUAGAGACGUUUCGGAGAAUGUUGUUGGUGUUUGCUUUGUGGGUCAGGAUGUGACUGGGCAAAAAAUGUUCAUGGACAAGUUUACUCGUAUACAGGGUGAUUACAAGACUAUAGUCCAGAAUCCUCACCCCCUCAUUCCUCCUAUUUUUGGUGCUGACGAAUUUGGGUACUGUUUCGAGUGGAAUCCAGCCAUGGAGGGCUUGACUGGUUGGAAAAAAGACGAGGUGGUCGGAAAACUCCUUGUGGGAGAAAUCUUCGGCAUGCAAAUGAUGUGUUGUCGGAUGAAGAGCCAAGAUGCCAUGACGAAAUUCAUGAUAGCAUUGAACACAGCUAUGGACGGCCAAAGUACAGAUAAAUUUACUUUCUCCUUUUUCGAUCGAGAAGGGAAAUACGUUGACGUUCUACUCUCCACCAAUAAACGUACCAAUGCUGAUGGAGUCAUAACUGGCGUGUUUUGCUUCUUACAAAUUGCAAGUUCGGAGCUACAACAGGCUCUCAAAGUACAACGGGCUACGGAGAAGGUCGCAGUAGCUAAGCUGAAGGAACUUGCAUAUAUUCGUCAGGAGAUUAAAAAUCCACUAUGUGGCAUUACAUUCACACGACAAUUGUUAGAAGAUACUGAUCUAUCAGACGAUCAGCAGCAGUUUCUAGACACGAGUGCCGUAUGUGAGCAGCAGUUACAAAAAGUUCUGAAUGACAUGGAUUUGGAGAGUAUCGAAGACGGGUACUUGGAGUUGGAUACUGCCGAGUUCGAGAUGGGCACAGUGAUGAACGCCGUCAUCAGUCAAGGUAUGACAACAUCCCGUGAGAAGGGGCUUCAGAUUUUUCGAGAGACACCUCGAGAAAUAAAUACAAUGCGUCUGCUUGGAGAUCAGAUUCGGCUCCAGCAAGUUCUUUCUGAUUUUCUAUUAAACACAGUGCGAUUUACGCCUUCACCUGAAGGUUGGGUCAAAAUCAAGGUGGUCCCCACUAGGAAACGUCUUGGCGGGAGUGUGCAUGUCGUGCAUUUAGAAUUCAGGGUAAGUCAUCCUGGAGCUGGGCUUCCUGAAGAGCUUGUGUUGGAGAUGUAUGAUAGAGGCAAAGGCAUGACUCAAGAAGGACUAGGUUUGAACAUGUGUCGGAAGCUCGUUAGGUUGAUGAAUGGGGAUGUUCAUUACGUACGGGAAGCUAUGCAGUGUUAUUUUGUUGUAAAUGUGGAGCUCCCAAUGGCUCAGCGGGAUGAUGCUUCAAGUCAAAUGUAGGAGUUUAUACUCCCUAUUUGCUUGCUUAGAUACUCUUAUAGGUGGUUCUUUGGGACCUCUCUCUAGUAACGAGAGAGUUUAAGGGUGAAAGUAGAGAAGUUUGACUUUACUUUUUUAGAUGUCCAGUUCAACUUUACUUAGGUGUCUCCAAAUGAGACAAUCUUGCCUCUAAGCCCGGCAAAUCAAAGUGCCUACGUUGAUACACAAGCUAUCCUUUUGAGGGAAUUAGCUAUGUCGUCUACGAUGUACAGCAAUUUCCUUUUCUUGCAAAUUCAGUUCAACUCCUUUUCACGGUUUGCAUUGAAGCGCUUCAAUUUUUGGAAACCUGGAGUUGACACUUGUUUUCCA
This is a messenger RNA of Physcomitrium patens, 4378 nucleotides long. The record is from RefSeq and is a predicted model, not a curated record. NCBI's taxonomy places the organism in Eukaryota, Viridiplantae, Streptophyta, Bryopsida, Funariales, Funariaceae.